GCGCUGAAGCCCAACGAGGUGGUCAGCGCCGCCAGUCCCAGCAUAUCGUUCUCGAUGUUCCACCCCAUCACGGUGAAGCUGCUGCUGACGGAUCCAACCAACCACUACAUCUUCACGCCGGCCUGUCACGUGUUCACACAGGUGACUCGCUUCACCGAGGUAUGUUCGUGGGUGACGCCCAACAUGAUCAGCGUGCUGCGGUUAGUGGUGGUGCUGCCGGCGAUGCGCCUCCUCCUCUCCGAGUCAGCCGCGCUCCGGCAGGCGGGCAUCCUCGUCGUGCUCCUUGGCGAGUGGAUGGACGCGCUGGACGGCUUCGUGGCGCGUCUGCGCUCCUCCAGCCAGGCGGUGACCUCGGAAGUCGGUACGCUCGGCUACUACAUGGACGGCGUGUGCGACGGCAUCAGCUGCGCCAUGCUGAUGCUGACGUGCCUGGCGUACUUGCGCCGCCACCCUCCGCGCCAGAGUGACCUCUCCCUUCAGCUGCCCGUCAUCUGCUCCAAGGUGGAGCCGCGCCCAUCGGAGUCCAAAGAGGCUCUUUUGGGCGGCGGCGGCGGCGGCGGCGGCUCCUCGACUGGGCCCCGGCUGCCGGUACCGCCCCGCCUUCUGCUGAUCAACAUACUGCUCUUCUCCGGCCAGCUGCUGUUGACGUCUGUCGGCUGGAACCACGCCGUCACCGGCUACCAGCGCGAGCUGCAGAACGCCGACGGCUCGCACACGGCCCGGCAGCUGACUGUGUUGAAGGCGUCUACCACCUGGAUUCUAAUGUGGUUCUGGCGGGUGGCCUGCUUCCACUCUAUGCUGCACUGUUUCAUAAUCGCCGUCUUGUUCAACAAGAUGUGGGAAUUUAUCAUUGCAGUGCGUUACAUCGGUUAUGUCGCGCUGCUGGCCCUGAUCAUCCUCAACGAAGUCCACCUACAGACCAUCGUGCUAUACUUCUAGUGACGUCGGCGGCCGCUGGGCGGCCUCGGCAGCUCCUAGUCGCCUGUCAUGUCACGGCUGCUCUUGCGCCCGACACGCGCCGGUCCAGGGCUGUGCUGCCGUCCGGCUGGGGCGCAGCGGCCGGCUGGGAAGGGUUACAUUGAUGCUCCGAGCCGCUCGUUCCCCGCCAUCCGGCGAACGGCGACCGGUAGCGGCCCGCGCCUGCCUCAACCUCGCCUGGACGGCUGAUACACCGCGCCUGGCGCCGUCUGGAUAUCAGCGGUAGUCAAGGUCCGCCUCAUGGCCGCAUUCAGCCGUGUUUCGGUAGAUGUCGUUCGAGCUUGUUUGCUCGAGUUGUUAUCGAGGUGCAGGGUUUGAGGUGAGGGAACUGUUGAAAUUUUGGGCUCCUGUUGAUAUGCAGGACUGCAUCCAGUGCCAGAUCUGACCGAGAUUGUCGCGGUGCCGGAGGUGACUGCAGCCAUGCGCGACUUGCGCUUGGACAUGAUGGCCCUUGUUUCAGUUUUGAAAAAACAAUCUGGUUAAUGUGCCAGCAUUAAUCUAAGGUGCAGAUAUGUUCCCGGCAUUCCGUCUUUGUAAUUAAGCCGACAAUCGAAAC
This is a messenger RNA of Pollicipes pollicipes, 1534 nucleotides long. Its product is annotated as ceramide phosphoethanolamine synthase. Gene Ontology annotation, biological process: phospholipid biosynthetic process. The annotation marks the transcript as partial. NCBI's taxonomy places the organism in Eukaryota, Metazoa, Arthropoda, Thecostraca, Pollicipedomorpha, Pollicipedidae. Gene Ontology annotation, molecular function: phosphotransferase activity, for other substituted phosphate groups. Gene Ontology annotation, cellular component: membrane. The record is from RefSeq and is a predicted model, not a curated record. The transcript has 5 exons.